Messenger RNA from Caretta caretta (loggerhead turtle), 23730 nucleotides. RefSeq names its product microtubule actin crosslinking factor 1 (gene MACF1). Gene Ontology annotation, molecular function: cadherin binding; microtubule binding; calcium ion binding. Lineage: Eukaryota; Metazoa; Chordata; Testudines; Cheloniidae. Gene Ontology annotation, biological process: wound healing; intermediate filament cytoskeleton organization; regulation of microtubule-based process. The record is from RefSeq and is a predicted model, not a curated record. Gene Ontology annotation, cellular component: intermediate filament; cytoplasm; actin cytoskeleton.
GCUGGGAGAGACUCCGUGUGUGUGAGUGAGGGCGAGAGAGAGAAUAUGGGGGAUCGCCCACAGUGCUCCGUGUUUUAAAAUGUGCGUCUAAGCUGAUGAAGCUAAGGUCAGGAUUUAUCCAGGGGCCUGGGACCAGCUUAGCUGCAUUAUUGCUGGUAUUUUCUGCUCAGAGGAGAUGGGGAAUUCUCUGGGCUGCGUUAAGGAACCGAAAGAGCAGGCUGCUGGCCCAGGAAAGGCUCCUCUGUCUCCCCAAAAGAGGGUUCGCUUUAAACGGAAGCGGAGGGGGAAGAAGAGAACGGUGCCAGAGGCAAAUCCCAAGGAGCAGCCCUUGCCUGGCGUGGAGAUUGCUGAGGAUGAUGAGGCACUGGAGAAGUUCAAAGUACAGCCUCAGCAGGAGGGAGGAGAGGAAAUUUCCAAGACCCUGCACCAAGGCACCUCACAGCCCCUGGAUCCUAAUCCCAGCUCAAGUCCAGAGGCACUGCCUCAGGGUCUCCUUGUACAGGUGAAAGAGAGAUUUCAAGGGGAAGUCCGGAAGGCUCAGCUGGUGGUCGAGCACUGGCCCUCGGGGUCUGGGGGCAGGAGGGGUUCCCCUGAGGAGGGCACCACAGUCAUUGCACGCCUGCUAGACAACCCUGUGGAGAAGAACUGUGAGAAGGCUGUGAGCAGGCUGGUUGAAUUUCAAAGGACAGGAGCUGGCAGCAGCAGAGCUGUGCUGUUGCCUUUACAAAGGGAGACCGCAGUCAAAGACUACAAGAGGAGGGAUGAAGACCAGCUUGUGUCCAGGUGUCACGCGGUGUCUAGAGAGGAGCCAGGGGGCAGACGUGGGCCGGAGAAGCCUACAGCUUUGGUGGAAGCUGGCGGAUCUCCGGAGGUCUGGGAUGCAGAAGAGGGGAAUGAAAGUAUUUCAAGUGCCACGUGGACAGGUUCGUGGUUCGUAGAGCCAGGCACCAUCUCAGAAUUGUCCACACCGUCGCCCAUGGUGGACCAGGUGGAAAACCAAGGCUUUGAGAAGCCCCAGAGGCUGUCAUUGUCACGGGAGAAACCUGCCCUCAAGGGGGGAGAGGGCACCUGGAUUCAGCCUGGCACUAAACUGUCUGCCUCUCAGAGCGACUCUUCGUUCAGCGGGCCGACCACCAGCACUGCCCAGCGCUCCUCAGGAUAUGGGAGUGACUCGUCCCGUCAGCCCACCAGGGAUACUGUAGCCAGUCAGAUCUCGGGGUCGAUCUUGGAAGAUGGCUGCCCACUCCCUGCACAAGAGGGCAGCCAGGUUCAGAGGGGCAGGACGGAGAAGGCCGUGAAGCCUUCUGGAGGAAAGAUCUCCGAUAUCUACAUCAGCGGGGAGUCAGGGGACAUGUCCGCUAAGGAGAAGCUGCUUCUGUGGACCCAGAAGGUGACUGCAGGUUACGUGGGAGUGAAGUGCACCAACUUCUCUUCGUGCUGGAGCGACGGGAAGAUGUUCAAUGCACUCAUUCACAGAUACAGGCCGGAUAUGGUGGACAUGGAGCGGGUGCAGAUACAGAGUAACCGGGAGAAUCUGGAACAGGCCUUUGAGGUUGCAGAGAGGCUUGGAGUCACCCGGUUGCUGGAUGCCGAAGAUGUGGAUGUCCCAUCUCCAGAUGAGAAGUCUGUGAUAACGUAUGUGUCUUCAAUCUACGAUGCCUUUCCCAAGGUCCCCGAGGGAGGAGACGGGAUCAGUGCGAUAGAGGUGGAUUCAAGGUGGCUAGAGUACCAGAACCGCGUGGACUCCCUCAUCCCGUGGAUCAAACAGCACACGAUACUGAUGUCAGAUACAUCCUUCCCCCAGAACCCUGUUGAGCUAAAGGCACUUUAUAAUCAGUACAUACACUUCAAAGAAACGGAAAUCCCAACAAAAGAACAAGAAAAAGGGAGGAUAGAGGAGUUGUAUAAACUACUAGAGGUAUGGAUUGAAUUCGGCCGCAUCAAGCUGCCCCAAGGUUACCACCCCAAUGACGUGGAGGAGGAAUGGGGCAAGCUGAUCAUAGAGAUGCUGGAGCGCGAGAAGUCGUUGCGGCCAGCAGUGGAGAGGCUGGAAUUGCUGCUACAAAUCGCUAACAAAAUUCAGAAUGGUGCUCUGAGCUGUGAAGAAAAACUCACUCUGGCAAGGAACACGCUGCAAGCCGAUGCUGCUCACCUGGAGUCUGGCCAGCCAGUGCAGUACGAAUCCGAUGUGGUCAUGUACCUGCAGGAAUGCGAGGGGCUCAUCCGGCAGCUGCAGGUGGAUGUGCAGAUCCUCCGAGAUGAGAAUUACUACCAGCUGGAGGAGCUGGUCUUCAGGAUCGUCCGGCUGCAAGAUGAGCUGGUCACGCUGAGGCUGGAAUGCACUAACCUGUACCGGAAGGGUCACUUCUCUACCUUGGAGCUGGUACAGCCGUCCACCCUGACCACUACACACCUGAAGGCAGAGCCCUUGACAAAGGGCACGCACACCUCCUCUACCUCCUGGUUCCGGAAGCCCAUGACCCGGGCGGAGCUGGUGGCCAUCUCCUCUUCUGAAGAUGAAGGCAACCUCCGAUUUGUGUACGAGCUGCUGUCCUGGGUGGAAGAGAUGCAGAUGAAGCUGGAGCGGGCGGAGUGGGGCAGUGAUUUGCCGAGUGUGGAAUCUCAGCUGGAGACACAGCGGCAUGUCCACUCCAGCGUGGAGGAUCUGGGCGCCAGUGUGAAGGAGGCCAGGAUGUACGAGGGUAAAAUGUCUCAGAAUUUCCGCACUAGCUACACAGAAACGCUCGGCAAGCUGGAGACACAGUACUGCAAGCUGAUGGAAAUGUCGAGCUUCCGACUGCGGCAUCUCCAGAGCCUGUACGGGUUUGUGUCCCGAGCCACUGCCGAGUUAAUCUGGCUGAAUGAAAAGGAGGAAGAGGAGCUGGCGUAUGACUGGAGUGACAACAACCCCAAUAUUGCUGCCAAAAGGAAUUACUUCUCAGAGCUGACAAUGGAACUGGAAGAGAAACAAGAUGUGUUCCGGUCUCUACAAGAUACGGCGGAGCUGCUGUCAUUGGAGAAUCACCCGGCCAAACAGACUGUAGAGGCAUAUAGUGCAGCUGUCCAGUCCCAGUGGCAAUGGAUCAAACAGCUCUGCUUAUGUGUAGACCAGCACGUGAAGGAGAAUGCUGCUUACUUCCAGUUCUUCAGCGAUGCCCGAGAGUCAGAAACAUACCUGCGGAGUCUCCAGGACUCUAUCAAACGGAAGUAUUCUUGUGACCAGAACACCAGCCUGACCCGCCUGGAAGAUCUGCUCCAGGAUUCCAUGGAUGAAAAGGAGCAGCUUAUUCAGUCGAAGAGCUCUGUUGCCAGCUUGGUUGGGCGGUCCAAAACCAUCGUUCAGCUAAAGCCAAGAAAUCCGGACCAUGUCCUGAAGAGCACCAUCUCGGUCAAGGCUGUUUGUGACUAUCGCCAAAUCGAGAUCACCAUCUGUAAGAACGAUGAGUGUGUGCUGGAAGAUAAUUCCCAGAGGACCAAAUGGAAGGUGAUCAGCCCCACAGGCAAUGAGGCCAUGGUACCAUCUGUGUGCUUCCUGAUCCCCCCUCCUAACAAAGAGGCAAUUGACAUUGCUAACAGGGUCGAACAGCUGUACCAGAAGGUGAUGGCCCUCUGGCACCAGCUCCAUGUGAACACAAAGAGCCUGAUCUCCUGGAACUACCUGCGGAAGGACAUUGCCCUGGUGCAAGGCUGGAAUAUGGAGAAGCUGAGAUCUCUGGCCCAAGGAGAGUGCCAGCAAGCCAUGAAGAGCCUCCAGGCACACUAUGAGGACUUCUUGCAUGACAGCCAGGACUCAGAGCUCUUUUCUGGGGCUGAUCGGCUAUGCUUGGAGGAAGAAGUUAAGUCCUGCAAGGAGCACUUCCAACAUCUGCUGGAGUCCAUGGAGAAUGAGGACAAAGAUGAGACCAUUGCCAGGGCAUAUCUCUCUGAGCUAAAGAACAUCCGUCUGCGCCUGGAGGAGUGUGAACAGAGACUAGUGAGGCGAAUCCAGGCUCCAAGCAGCACCAGAACAGACGGUGAUGCUAUCCAGGAAAACACCUUCCACAUUGCAGAGCAGGAGCGUAUGCAGGAGGAUUUACGGCACUUGAAGUCCGACUUGCAGCACGUUUCUGAGAAAUGUGACAGCUUCCUACACAAGUCUCCAACUGGGUCCAGUGCCCCACACUUGCGUUCUGAGCUCAAUCUACUGGUAGAGAAGAUGGAUCACGUGUAUGGACUUUCUUCCAUCUACCUGGAUAAGUUAAAGACGGUGGAUGUUAUUGUUCGUAGUACCCAAGGAGCAGAGUCCCUGGUCAAAGGAUAUGAAGUUAAACUGAGCCAAGAGGAGGCAGUCCCUGCUGAUCUAACAGCUAUUCAGUCUCACAGAGCUACAUUACAGCAAUGGCUCAGUGAUGCGAAGAACAAGAGCGCUGUGUUCUCGACGUUGGAAGAGGAUGUGGCAAAGGCUAAAAUCACGGGAGAGCAGCUGUAUCGUCUGAAGCAAGAGCGCAGCAUGGACCUAGAGCGGUACCAGGAGAAGGGAGCCCAGCUGUGGGAUCGCUGGCAGAGAGUUUGCUCUCAGAUUGAAACCCGCUGUUCAGAUCUGGAGAGUAUCCAGGAGGUGCUGGGGGAUUACAGGGAGUGUCACGGAGAGCUGAUCCAGUGGAUUGAGGAGACCACUGCCCAGCAGGAAUUGAUGAAACCUGGGCAAGCAGAGGACAGCAAAGUGCUCUCUGAGCAGCUGAGCCAGCAGACGGCUUUGGUUGUGGUAAUCGACAGAAAUCAAGCCAAGCUGGACCAGUGUCAGAAAUUCUCACAGCAAUACUCUGCUGCUGUCAAGGACUAUGAGCUGCAGCUCAUGACAUACAGGGCGUUUGUGGAAUCACAGCAGAAAUCUCCCAUGAAACGCAGACGCAUGCUUUCCUCCUCGGAUGCGAUCACUCAAGAGUUCAUGGAUUUACGGACUCGCUAUACAGCGUUGGUAACGUUAACCACGCAGCACGUGAAGUACAUCAGUGAUGCUCUCCGGCGGCUGGAAGAAGAGGAAAAAGCAGUAGAGGAGGAGAAGCAGGAGCAUGUGGACAAGGUGAAAGAACUCCUGGGCUGGGUCUCUGGUUUGAAACAGAGCACGCAAGUCAGGACUGGUCCACUCAAGAGCAAAGAGCUGGGAGACAUUGAGAAAUCCAUCUCGGAGCAGCAGGCUCUAAAUGAGGAGCUGGCUGCAAGGAAAGAGCAGGUCUCAGAGGCCAUCAAAACUGCACAGAUCUUCCUGGCAAAACAUAGCCACAAGCUUUCUGACCAGGAGAACGAACAAAUUUCCACCCAACUCAGUGCCCUAAAGGACACUUAUCAUCAGCUCUGCAGCGACUCUGCGGAACAGUUCCAACAGCUUCAGAGCCAUCUGGCCCAGGAGACGGAGCACAAGGGAUGUGACACAGUUGCGGGAGUGAUAGACUUGGGCACAGUGGAAAUAUUCCCUAUCUUUGGUGCCAUGCAGAAAGGUCUCAUAGACCAGGACACAGGCCUUGUACUGCUGGAGGCUCAGGUUAUCACGUCUGGCCUAGUCGUUCCUGAGACCAACGAGAAGCUCUCUUUGGCAGAAGGCCUGGCAAGAGACAUCAUCGAUCCCAGGACUCUCCAGCUGCUGCAGGAGCUGCAGGAUACCCUUCUUCUGAUACGUCAAAUUCGCUUGGAAGGAAAACGGUUUCUGCCCACAGUUUCUGCAGUAGAAGAGGGAAAGAUCAGUGAGGAUGUUGGACUGAAGAUUUUAGAAGUUCACCUUGUUACAGGGGGUUUUCUAGACCCUUCAGGUCAAGGCCGGAUCAGCUUGGAAAAGGCUGUUCAAGAAGGCCUCAUAACUACUCAGCUUCACUCAAAACUGGCCUCUCGCCUGAGAUCUUGCAGGAAUUUGAUUGACCCCAACACAGCCAAGAAAAUCAGCUUGACUGAGCUAAUGCAGCGAUGUAUCAUUCACCAAGAGACUGGCCUGAGAUUGCUGCCCAUCAAGCAGCUGGCAGGUGGGAUGGUGAGCCUGAAAUCAGGUAGGAAAGUGAGCAUCUUCCGUGCUGUCCAGGAGGGGCUAAUAGAUAGGCAGGUCACUGUGCGGCUGUUGGAAGCCCAGCUUUUUGCUGGGGGCAUUGUAGACCCCAGAACAGGGCACAGACUGACUGUGGACGAGGCAGUGAGACAUAAUUUGAUUGACCAGGAUAUGGCAUGUGCACUCUUGAUCCGACAACUUCAGACAGGUGGCAUUAUAGAUACUGUCACGGGAGAGAGACUGACAAUAGAUGAAGCAGUAAAGAGAGAUUUAGUAGCCUCGAGGAUUGCGCUGGUGAUCCUGGAAUCCCUUUGGUCCUUUAUGGGGCUGUUGUGGCCCGAGUCAGGCGAGAUCCUCCCAGUUGCAGAUGCCCUAGAGCAGGGCAUCCUGUCCACUGAAUUGGCUCAUAAGAUUCUUCGUAACAGGCAACUCAUCAAGGCUCUCUUCAUACCAGAAACCACAGAGGUCUUGACCUGGAAGAAAGCAGCAGAGCAUGGCAUCUUGGAGAGAGAUGUUGCCAAGAAGCUAAAAUCUACCGUCAUACCUGACGUGAUGCCCAGUAUGCAGCUGGCAGGCUCUGCAGCCAGAAGCAAACUGAGCAUGGGCUCUGCAGGAGGGAGUCAUGAAGACCAAAGUCACCCUCUACUAAGGAGUGAUGAUGAUAGGCUGAUAUUCCAUUUGAUGACCCACAGCUAUAUCAACAUCCACAAUGGCCACAAGCUGCUCCUAGUCGAUGGGGAGUUAAAUGAUCUCACUAAAGCCGUUAUACCCGCUCAAGAAAAUGGAUCAAGUACUCACCUGUUGGACGUUAACAAGGAUGGUUACAAAGGUCUGGAAGUCCUUGAGGAGGUAGGAGACUGGGAGAGUGCAACUACUGAAAGGGAGCCCUGUAAUGAUUUGGCUUUGAAGCAACUUGAGUUUCAAUUUACCGCUUUGAAAGAAGAGAAAGAAGUGUCAGAAAAUACGUCUCUAGAUGAUAAAAAUCCAGUGAUACAAAUUGGAAGUUUUCCCUCAAAGUAUAAAGAAAAAACUCUGAAUCUGAAGGAACAGGAAGAGAUUUCUGCAAAGCAAACUUCUAUUCAGAGUGAAAUUGAUGCUGAAUCUGCAAGAGAACAAAGGCUGACUAUAACCAGGAGUGGAAAUCAAAUAGAAUUGUCUAGGCCAGAAUCUGCUAAUGACCCCAUUAGAAUCAGCUUUGAGAUAAAGCCCAGAGAAGCAAAGGAAAUGCUGGUGGAGAUGGGGAUAGAUUCCAGUGGUGCUAAACUUUUAAUAGAUGAAGUCAAAGAUAGAGCACCUGAAAUGGUAAGAGAUGGUGUGAGAAAAGAAACCUACAUAUCUGUGGAUGAAUCAGAGAAUACUGAGAAACCACAAAUCAUGCAAGAGAAAACUCAGAGAAGGGUGGAAUCUGAAAUAGAGACACAAGCUAUUACGGAUAAGAAUUUGUUGAAUAAGGAAAAAGCUAAGAACAGAUCAGUGAAAAGAGAGGAAAUCGUGCCUCUUAAAACUGGAGAUGAGAAGCAAAUGGAAGAAAGAGAAACAGAAAAAACUGAAAGCGCAAGAGUAUUGGAAGUAGAAGACACGGAUGUGGAAGAUUUAUCAGUUGAUUUCAGUAUUCGUGAAACUUCUGUGCUACCCAAACAUUCUAUGGAAGUGGGAGAAGACUGCACUUUAACAAAUCUGGUGGCGCAACUCCAAGGUGGGGGUAUAUACCAUGAGCAGAUGGGCAAGAAUCUUCUUCUGAAUGAAGCCGUAGCUUGUGGUGUAGUGUCCAGCCACACAGCUGUUAAACUGAUGGAGAAAAUGAAAAUGUUCAAUGGCUUCUUCGACUCUCACACAUGUGAAUCGUUAACCACCGAAGAAGUCAUUAGUGAAGGUCUGAUGGAUGAGAAACUUCUGCAUGAGGUGCUCACAUCUGAUAAAGCUAUAAGUGGUGUUCUCGACCCAUGUAGUAAUAUUGUCUACUCUGUCAAGGGUGCGGCUGAGGUUGGCCUACUGGAUGAGGAAACAGCAUUGAGAAUUUUAGAAGGACAAGUAGUUACUGGAGGAAUUGUUGACUUGAAACGAGGCAAAAAAAUAUCAGUCACUUUGGCUUUAAAUCUUGGCUUGAUCGAGCCCUCCAGUCAAGAGGAACUUAUAAAGUUAGAGAAAGCUUCUAAAGGAAAAGAUGCUGAAGAUGAAACUAGACAGAAACUCAUUGGAUUACAGGCUGAAACAUGUGGAAUUAUGGAUCCUAAAACUAAAGAACCGUUAACUAUUGUCCAGUCGGUUGAAAAAGGGCUUCUCAAUAAAGGGAAAGCCCUUCAACUCUUGACCAAACAGAUAGCAGAUGGAGGAAUUAUUCACCACAUGUCUGGAAUGAGACUUUCAGUAAAUAACGCAAUGAAACAUGGAUUGAUUGAUCAAGACUUGUGCAAAGAACUCAUAAAGUCUGAAAGUGUGUGUCUGCACCAGUAUGUUCAUCCAGAAAGAAAGGAGCUUGUAUCCUUACCCAAGGCAGUGUCAUUAGGGCUAAUUAACUUGGACUUUCACGCUGAAAUCCAAGAAGUACAGGCUUUGAGUGGAAGUGUUAUUGACCCUGUUUCUGGACAGAGGCUGGCUUUGUCUAAAGCUGUAAAGGAGGGAUUGUUAUCUGAGCCAGUUAUGGAAAAGGCAGUGUUGUCUUCCGAUAUGAAACAUGGAAUUGUAGAUCCUGAGAGCUGUAUGAUCAUUCCCUAUUCAGAAUUUAUAAAGAAAUGUAAAAUUGACAUUGAAUCUGGACAAAGGUAUCUGGAGCUUGUUCCUUUCCGAGCAAUCAAGGACAAGGUGACAGGGAACGCUCUGACGUGUGCUCAGGCUGUGAAGCUGGGGGAAAUAGACCUGUUGCCCACCUUGAGAGUACUGCAGGCUCAAGCAGACACUGGUGGCAUUGUGGAUGGUGCUACGGGCAAAAGACUGUCUCUGAUGUCUGCUUUGGAACGGGAAGUGGUGGAUGAAGAAAUGGUGAGAAUCAUUGCAUCGAACCAGAUGAUGGCUGGAGGGAUUGUUGACACUAAUAUUGGGGAGAGCUUAAAGGAAGCUGUUGAAAGAGGACUAAUCAGCCAAAAAUUAACUGUGGCUGUUCAGGAAGGCAUUUGGAUACUCAAUGACAAAUCUGAUCCUGAAGAGUGGAGAGAAUAUAAAUGCCACUCCCAGCAGCUACUGCAAAAUGGAACACCCAAAGAGGAAAGUGUGGCCAUGGAUAGUCCUGCUACGGAGAUGACUGAUGAUGAUGAACACAAAGCUAGAUGUGAAGCAAUGGGCUACAGUGCAGCUGGAGAUGCUGAUUCUGAUCGAUCACAUAAGACAAUGAGUAUAAUGAAAAAAGAGGUGCUGAAAUCACUUCCUCCUGAAACUUCAGAGAAAGGUGUAGUGGGUCAACUCUUAGGAGAGGCUGAAUUGUCCCCUGAACCUCCCUUAGUAUUAGCCACAAUGCCUGUAUCUCCAGCAUUUAAGACCCAGAAAAGAGAGAUUAGGAAAAACAGAUCACAGGAACCCUGGAAAGAGAAAUUGAGGGAGAGGGAAGAAGUAGCUGAGGAGACAGAAGAGAAAAGAGAGAGACUGGAGGCAGGGAGAGAGCAAUCAUUUGCUGGUGAAAUGAUGUAUCAAAGUGAUGGGGACAAAGAAGGAAUAGAGAGAGCCUUUUUCAGUAAAGAUGGGGUUCUGGGAAAGACAGAAGCUACAGCUAUGGCUUCUGAAGUAGAUCAAAGAAACUUAGAUGAGAGAAUGGAGGGGUCAAAAGCAGUAGAGGCAGUAUCAAAAGAAUCAGUUUCUGUGGAUCAAGGAGAGGAAGAAAUAGUCUACAUAAACGCUAAGGAAUCCUUCAAGCUUGCAAUUGGCGAUAAGCAUAUUGAAGACAAACCUGUAGAUGAAAUACCAGUGAAGCAUGCUGAAACUACACCACAGAGACCAGAGGCAAAAAUUCUUGAGAUCAGAAGUCUUGGUGCUCCAGAAAUGUUGAGUGAGGCUGAUCUAAAACCCAUGGGAAAGAAGAAAACUGAGAUAAAGAAUCCAAAGCAGAUCAGUAUCCCAGGAGAAACCACUAAACUAGGGAAAUCUUCCAAGGAAAAACAGUCCCUUCCUAUCCCAGAUUCCAAAGAAACGUUGAUGAGGAAGAUCAAGGAGGAAUUGAUCUCAAGUAUUCAGGAAUCAGCGUGUGAAACCACCACCAAGAAAACAGCUGGUGGGUUGCUGAGCAGCAUUGCUGAACAAAAGCAAGCAGAGAUUAGCAAGAAACAGGUUCCUGAAAGAGAAAAGGAAGCGACCGCUUUGGGCCUGAAAGAGAAUAUCAAAGGUGAUCAGAAAUUCACCAUUGCCCCAAAGAGAGAUGCACUCCAAGAGACAAUCGGAGAGAUCAGAAAUGGCAAGGACACUUCUGUAACAGAUAAAUCAGAGGAAAAGAUACCCCAAACAAUGACCAAAGAGGAAACCAGAGAUCUGGUAUCCACCACAGUGUGUAUUGCAGAGAGAAAAAUUCCAGAGUUAAUUACCGGAGAGGAAUCCACAGGUGAUCUAGAAUCUUCUGUAAUCCCUGAACUAGAGAAACAGACUCUGAAAGAAACAACCACAGAGUUCACCAUGGAUGAAGCAAGGUCCUCUACAGCCUUCAAAUCAGAAGGAAAGACACCCCAGGAAAUAACCAGAGACGACAGCAACGGUGAUCAAGAACCACGCUUAACUAUGGCAGACAGGGAGAGAUGGCAAGAACCUUCAAGAGAAUCUACAAAACCAGCCAAGACUGUGUUCAGCAAGCAGCUUUGUCUGGAACAUGAUGAGAAGCUGGUGUCUUAUCUGUCCAUGCUCCGAGAUAUUGAGAUGAAAAUUAAACAGGUUCAACCGGCGGAGCUGAAUUUAGAAGCGCUGCAAGACCUGCUGCAUCAGGCUGAGGUCCUGGAUGUGGAACUGAAGGAUCUGUCCUCUCCAGUGAAUCAAGAGCUGGACUCUGUGAAGUGGAUUGUGGCCAACCAGCCCCAAGAAGUCCCUGAACAAUUGCUGAAAGCCUUGGAGAAAGAUGCCAAGAACCUCCAGAAGUCUUUUAGCUCAGUGAGCGAUGCCUUGGAGGCCUGGCUGCUAAACCUGCGUGGUGCUGCAGAAACUGAAAAGGCUAAAGUCUUAACACGGCAUAAGACGCUUGAGGGCAAACUGGAAGAGCUGCAGAACUGGGUCUGCGAUACCGCAUUAUCUCUGGACAGCAGUGAUUACCACCAUGCAACUGAAGGGAACAGCUUGACUUGCUGCCUGCAACACUAUAAGGAGUUGAAACAUCCCCUUGCUCACACCAAGUCUGAGCUCGAUGCAACUGCUUUCGACAUUCAGUUCUUUAUCUCUGAGCACGCCCAGGACUUGACCCCGCAACAGAGCAGGCAGCUGCUGAGACUGCUCAAUGAACUGCAGAAGUCUUUCCGGGACCUUUCCGAGCGUGUGGCAGCUCAGGUGGAGGUCCUGCAGGUCUGUCUCCGGCAAGUGGAGCAGACUGAUGAGGUGAAGACUCUCCAGGAGCAGCAAGCAAUGCGCAGUCGGAAGCUGGAGGAGCUCCACGCCUGGCUGGGCCAGGCGGAGAACACACUGAGGGACCAGCAGAGAGCAGCCAAUGAAGGGGACCUACCUAUGCUGCAGCAAAGGCAAAGUGACGUUAAGGACCUGCAGAGGAACAUUCAGAGCCGGGCUGCCUCUUUCGUGGGUGUCUUGAAAGCAACCGAAGAGUUCUUAGAGGAGAACAGGGCCAAGAUGAACCCCGGGGAGCUGGCAGCCCUGCAAGAGAAACUCCGCCUCGCCAAGGAGCAGUUCCAGUCUCUGCAGGAGAGGACUGAAGUGGCCCAGAAAGAACUGGAGAGCACAGUGACGGCUGCAAUGCAACAGGAGACGGAAAAGGUGAAAGCUGCCAAAGAAUUGGAGGAGAACAGGAGUAAGAUUGAGUCGCUUCUAAAGUGGGUGACAUCAUUAGAACAGACGGGGGAGCUCUCUGAGCACAAACCUCGCCCAAUGGAACAAGCUCUGGGAGCAGUCCAGGGGAAAAGCACCCAGGACAUCCUCGACGGUCACUUGGUGGAAGUGGACCGAGUGGAAGAGAGCCUUGAUGGGCAGUAUGAGAGGCUGAAGGCACGCCAUCAGGAGCUGCUCUCCCAGCAGCAAGAUGUCAUUCUAGCUACACAAACAGCACAGGCCUUCCUGGACAAACAGGGCCACAACCUAGCACCGGAGGAGAGGCAGAGGCUUCAGGGGAGGCUGGCAGAGCUGAAGGAGCAAUACGCAGCCAACCUGUCGCAGUCGGAGAAGCAGCUGAAGCAAGUGCAGGUGCUGCGGGACGAGCUGCAGAAAUUUAUGCGGGAUCACGGGGAGUUUGAGGCCUGGCUAGAGCAGGCGGAAAAGGAGCUGGAGCGGAUGCACAAGGCGGACAGCGACCCUGAAUCGCUGAGACCAAUGCUUCUCCGGCAGGGAAGCUUCUCGGAAGAUGUGAUCUCCCACAAGGGGGAUUUGCGGUUUGUUACCAUGUCAGGACAGAAGGUGCUGGACGCAGAGAGUGCAGCCAAGGAAGAUGGGCCUGAGCCAUUAGCCACAGGAAACUUAGUCAAGAGCAAACUGGAUGAUGCAACAAAAAGAUACACUGCUCUCCACUCAAAGUGUGCCAAGCUUGGUUCCCAUCUGAACACCUUGCUGGAUCGCUACCAGCAAUUCCAGGAAGUGGCAGAAACUCUCAGGACGUGGCUGCAGGAGAGUGAAGCAGCCGUAGCAAAAGUCCUCUCUGAGACAGUUUCCUCGGACCCAGCGGUUCUGCAGAAGCAGCUCACCAAUGCCAAGCAACUACAGGGAGAUCUUGCUGAGCAUCAGGUGCCCGUGGAGAAGCUGCAGAAAGCAGCACGUUCCCUCCUGGAGAUAGAAGGAGAGCCAGCCCCUGAUCGCAGACGCAUUCAGGAAACCACAGAUUCCAUCGUGAGCCGUUUUCAGAGCCUUUCUGGUCAGAUGGCAGAGCGCUCGGAUCUGCUGCAGAAGUCCAUCGCCCAGUCCCAGAGCGUUCAAGAAGGACUGGAGACUCUUGUGCAGUCGAUGGCUGAGAUUGAGAAGAGCCUGGAAGGAGAGCAGCUGGCUUCCCUCUCGUCUCUCUCCAUCCAGGAGUCACUCGCCACAAACGCUAAGUUGAAGCAGGACAUCGCCCGGCAGAAGAGCAGCCUAGAAGCCACCCGAGAAAUGGUGACUCGAUUCAUGGAAACGGCCAGCAGCUCCGCAGCCUCAGCCCUGCAGGGCAAGUUGGCCGAGGUGACUGAGCAUUUCAACAAGCUGUGCCGGCAGCAGCAGGAGAAGGAGAACGUGCUGAAGGGCCUCCUCCCGAAGGUGGAACAGUACGAGCACCUCUCCGAGAAGCUGCAGCAGUUCACAGAGAGCAGAGCUCGCAUGCUGGCUUCCGGAAACCAGCCGGAUCGUGACAUCGCUCACUUCUCCCAGCAGAUCCAGGAGCUGAAUUUAGAAAUGAGGCAGCACCAAGAGGACCUGGAUACUAUAGAGGGUCUGACCACAGAGCUGAGCUCCUUUGGUUUCCCAGUGGGCUCCUCUCAGCACCAAGCGAAGGUGCACAGUCUAAAACAGGAUUUUGUGCAGCUGCAGAAGGCAGCAAAGGAGAGAGAAAAGGAUGCAUCAUCUUGCCAGGAACAAUUGGACGAGUUCCGAAAGUUGGUUGGAGCUAUCAAGAAGUGGCUGAAAGAAAGCGAAGGGAAUGUGCCAUCUGCAGAGACCUCCCUGGGCACCCAGGAACUGGAGAAGCGCAUGCAGCAAAUCAAGGUCCUCCUGGAAGAAUGGACAGGAAAGGGGGCCCAGGUGGAGGAAAUCAAUCACAAAGGGACUGCAUUAGAGAAUUUGAUUGUAGAAAUCACAGCCCCUGAUGCUCAGUCAAAGACAGGUUCUGUGCUGCCCGCUCUAGGAGUGUCAGUAGGCAGCGUAAAUGGAUACCACACCUGCAAAGAUUUGACUGAGAUCCAGUGUGACAUGUCUGAUGUGAACCAGCAGUACGAGGGACUUGGCAUGGCCUUGCGGGAACGCCAGGAGCAGCUGUCAGCCAUGCUGGAGAAGAUGCUAGAAGUCCAAGAGGAGGCAAGUUCAGUGUUGAAGUGGCUGGAGUCAAAGGAACGGACCUUGUCAGCACUCGAAGCGUCUUCCUCACCUACAAAAACGGAGACCAUGAGAGCCCAGGCUGAGCAUAACAAGGCAUUCCUGGCUGAGUUGGAACAGAAUUCAGGGAAGAUCCAGAAAGUAAAGGAAGCACUUUCUGGCUUGCUGGAGAAGUGUCCUGACUCUCCAGAAGCAGCAAACUGGCAGAAGAUGCUGGAUGAUCUCAACUCCAGGUGGGCAAGAGCCAAUCAGGUGACAGCAGAGCGCCAGCAGAAGCUGGAGAAAUCAGCGAACCAACUGGCAAGCUUCCAGGCAGCUGAAGCCCAGCUGCGCCCAUGGCUGAUGGAGAAGGAGCUAAUGAUGAGCGUGCUGGGACCCCUUUCCAUUGACCCUAACAUGCUGAAUGCGCAAAAACAGCAGGUCCAGUUUAUGCUGAAAGAAUUUGAAGCUCGCAGACAGCAGCAGGAACAGCUGAACCAGGCAGCUCAGGGGAUACUAAUCAGCCCUGGAGAUGAUUCUCCAUCAUCAAACCAGGUGCGGGAGGAGCUCCAAGGCGUGAAUCAGAAAUGGACCGAGUUAACUGAAAGACUCAACUCCCGUUCCAGUCAGAUUGACCAAGCCAUUGUCAAGAGUACCCAAUACCAAGAGCUGCUGCAGGACUUGUCUGAGAAGGUAAAGGCAGUUGGGCAGCGAUUCAGCAGCCAAUCUGCCGUCAGCACCCAGCCAGAUGCCGUGAAGCAGCAGCUGGAGGAAACGAGUGAGAUUCGGUCUGACCUGGGGCAGUUGGAAGAGGAGAUCAUGGAGGCUCAGACUCUGUGUGAUGAGCUGUCUGUUCUGAUUGGGGAGCAGUACCUCAAGGAUGAGCUGAGAAAGCGCCUGGAGACGGUGGCUCUCCCGCUCAAAGGCUUGGAAGACCUCGCAGCCGACCGGAUGAAUCGACUGCAGACUGCACUCGCAAGCUCCCAGCAGUUCCAGCACAUGUUUGACGAGCUUAGGACCUGGCUGGAUGACAAACUGUGCCAGCAAGCCCAGAGCCGGCCUAUUUCUGCUAAACUGGAGAGGCUGCAGUGUCAAAUCCAGGAGCAAGAAGAGUUCCAGAAGAGUCUCAACCAGCAUAGUGGCUCCUAUGAGAUGAUUGUGGCUGAGGGAGAGUCUCUGCUUCUCUCGGUUCAGCCUGGGGAGGAGAAGACUGCCCUGCAAAGCCAGCUGAUCGGCCUCAAAACACAUUGGGAUGAGCUCAGCAAACAGGUCACAGAUAGAAACUCCAGACUCAAGGACUGUUUGCAGAAGGCCCAGAAAUACCAGCGGCACAUGGAAGACCUCCUUCCUUGGGUUGAGGACUGCAGGGCGAAGAUGUCGGAGUUGGAAGUAACUCUGGACCCUGUGCAGUUGGAGGCAGGCCUUCUGAGGUCAAAGGCUAUGCUCAGUGAUGUGGAGAAGCGCCGCUCCCUUCUGGAGAUGCUGAACAGUGCAGCUGACAUCUUGAUAGAUGCUUGUCAGACUGAUGAGGAUGAGGUUCGGGAUGAGAAAGCCGGAAUCAAUCAGAAGAUGGAUGCCAUUACAGAAGAGCUGCAAGCCAAGACUGGGUCCACUGAAGAACUGUCGCAAAGGCUAAAGGAGUUCCAAGAAAACUUUAAGAACAUUGAGAAGAAGCUGGAAGGGGCAAAGCAUCAGCUAGAAAUCUAUGAUGCUCUAGGACCUCAAGCCUGCAGCAAUAAGAACUUGGAGAAGUUGAGGUCUCAGCAAGAAGUGCUCCAGGCCCUGGAGCCGCAGGUGGAUUAUCUGAAGAACUUCACACAAGGCCUGGUGGAAGAUGCUCCAGAUGGGUCUGACUGCUCCCAGCUCUUACGGCAAGCCGAGGAUUCCCAGCAGGACUUUAAAAUAGUGAAACAAAGAGUAAAUGAAUGCUGUUCGCUGAUGGAGACCAAGCUUGAAGGAAUCGGCCAGUUUAAUAACCAUGUCCGGGAGAUGUUCUCUCAACUGGCAGAUCUAGAUGAUGAACUUGAUAGCAUGGGUGCCAUCGGGAGAGACAUUGACAGCCUCCAGUCUCAAGCCGAGGAUGUUCGUACAUUCCUGGGCAGACUUCAGGGGCUGAAGUCAGACAUUGAAGCUUCUGAAGAGGAGUGCAGGCACAUGCUGGAGGAUGAAGGAAGCCCUGACUUGUUAGGGCUGAAACGUGAACUGGAGACUCUAAAUAAACAGUGCAGCAAGCUGACGGAAAGGGGCAAAAAUCGCCAAGAGCAAGUAGAAACGACACUCUCUCGAGUCGAGGACUUUUAUGACAAACUGAAGGAGCUGAAUCACAUGGCCAGUGCAGCGGAGGAGAAUGAGGCGCUGCAGUGGAUUGUAGGGACUGAGGUGGAAACCAUCAGACAGCAGCUGGCAGAUUUCAAGAUGUUUCAGAAGGAGCAAGUGGAUCCCAUUCAGGUAAAACUGCAACAAGUAAACGGACUGGGUCAGGGACUCAUCCAGAGUGCAGGAAAAAAUUGCGACGUACAGGGAUUGGAACAUGACAUGGAGGAGAUCAACGCCCGCUGGAACACUCUCAACAAAAAGGUGGCACAGAGAAUCACACAGCUACAAGAGGCCCUGUUGCAUUGUGGGAAGUUUCAGGACGCUUUGGAGCCAUUGCUGAGCUGGUUGGUAGACACAGAGGAGCUCAUCUCCAAUCAGAAACCUCCCUCUGCUGAAUACAAAGUGGUGAAAGCUCAGAUCCAAGAGCAGAAGCUGCUCCAGCGUCUCUUGGAUGAUCGCAAGGCCACUGUCGAGAUGAUUCAGGCAGAGGGCGGAAGGAUAGCGCAGUCGGCCGAGCCAACGGACCGAGAGAAGAUUGUUUGCCAGCUGGAGAGUCUUGAAAAUAGAUGGGCAGGACUGCUUGGCAAGGCAGCAGCCAGGCAAAAACAACUGGAAGAUAUCCUGGUUCUGGCUAAACAAUUCCAUGAGACCACUGAGCCUAUUUCAGACUGGCUAUCUUUGACGGAGAAAAAACUGUCAAAUUCUGAGCCCAUUGGUACUCAGACAGCUAAAAUCCAGCAACAGAUCACCCGUCACAAGGCACUAGAGGAAGACAUAGAGAGUCGCGCGGCUGACGUGAAUCAGGCAGUCAGUCUUGGGCAGUCUCUCACCUCCCUGAGUUGCGUAGCUGAACAGGGCUUGCUGGCAGAGAAGCUAGACUCGCUGCAGGCCCGGUACAGCGAGAUUCAAGAUCGGUGCUGCCGGAAGGCAGCCCUGCUUGAUCAGGCGUUGUCCAACGCUAGGCUCUUUGGGGAGGAUGAGGUGGAAGUGCUCAACUGGCUGGCCGAGGUUGAGGACAAGCUCAGCUUGGUAUUCGUAAAGGAUUAUAAACGGGACGUCCUGCAAAAGCAGCAUGCCGACCAGCUGGCCCUGAACGAGGAGAUCGUGAACAGAAAGAAGAAUGUGGACCAAGCCAUUAAAAACGGGCAAGCACUUCUGAAACAAACCACAGGGGAAGAGGUGUUGCUAAUCCAGGAGAAGCUGGAUGGCAUCAAGACUCGUUACUCGGACAUCACAGCCACUAGCUCUAAGGCUCUCAGGACGUUGGAGCAGGCUCGGCAGCUGGCCACCAAGUUCCAGUCCACGCAUGAGGAACUGACCAGCUGGAUGAGUGAGGUGGAGGAGGAGCUGAUGUCCAGUGGGGGGCAGUCGCCUAUUGGAGAGCAGAUACCCCAAUUCCAGCAGAGGCAGAAGGAGCUUAAGAAGGAGGUUAUGGAGCACAGGCUUGUUCUGGAUACUGUGAAUGAGGUGAGCCGCGCCCUCUUGGGACUGGUGCCUUGGCGAGCCCGUGAAGGGCUGGACAAACUCGUGUCAGAUACCAACGAGCAGUACAAGAUGGUCAGUGACACUGUCCGGCAGAGAGUGGAAGAGAUAGAUGCUGCUAUACAAAGGUCACAACAGUAUGAGCAAGCUGCUGAUGCAGAAUUAGCCUGGGUUGCUGAGACCAAACGGAAAUUGAUGGCACUUGGUCCAAUUCGUCUGGAGCAAGACCAGACAACAGCCCAGCUGCAGGUCCAAAAGGCUUUCUCCAUAGACAUCAUUCGACACAAAGAUUCUAUGGAUGAGCUGUUCAGCCAGCGUAAUGAGAUCUUUGGAACAUGUGGAGAAGAACAGAAAGCUAUGUUACAGGAGAAAACGGAGUCUCUUGUGGAGCAGUACGAUGCUGUUAGCCAACUCAACUCCGAGCGCUACGCAUGCUUAGAGCGCGCGCAGGCCUUGGUGAGCCAGUUCUGGGAGACGUAUGAAGAGCUCAACCCGUGGACUGAAGAAAUACAGGUGCUUCUAGCACAGUUACCCCCUCCAGCUAUUGAUCAUGAGCAGCUCAAACAGCAGCAAGAGGACAUGAGGCAACUAAGAGAGUCUAUAGCUGAACAUAAGCCUCAUAUUGACAAGCUGCUGAAAAUUGGACCGCAGCUGAAGGAGCUCAACCUUGAGGAAGGGGCGAUGGUACAGGAGAAAUAUUUGACCACAGAGGCCAUGUAUGCCAGAAUCAAAGAGGAGGUGCGCCAGCGAGCUCUGGCACUAGAUGAGGCUGUUUCACAAUCCACUCAGUUCCACGAUAAGAUUGAGCCUAUGCUGGAGACGCUGGAGAACCUUUCCUCCCGCCUGCGCAUGCCGCCCGUGAUCCCAGCCGAAGUUGAUAAAAUCAGGGAGUGCAUCAGUGAAAACAAAAAUUCCACCAUGGAGCUGGAAAAACUGCAGCCAACCUUCGAAGCGCUGAAACGCCGUGGGGAAGAGCUGAUCGGGCGAUCGCAGGGGGCAGACAAGGACCUGGCAGCCAAAGAAAUCCAGGAUAAGCUGAAUCAGAUGGUGUUUUUCUGGGAAGACAUCAAGGCUCAGGCAGAGGGACGUGAAAGUAAGUUCCUUGAUGUCCUGGAGCUGGCAGAGAAAUUCUGGUACGAAAUGGCAACCCUCCUGACUACUGUCAAAGAGACACAGGAUAUUGUUCACGACCUGGAGAGCCCAGGCAUUGACCCAUCAAUCAUCAAGCAGCAGGUGGAGGCCGCAGAGACUAUCAAAGAGGAAACUGAUGGCGUGCAUGAAGAACUGGAGUUUAUUCGUGUGCUUGGAGCUGAAUUAAUUAUGGCCUGUGGUGAAACUGAGAAACCAGAAGUGAAGAAAAGCAUUGACGAGAUGAACAAUGCAUGGGAAAACCUAAGCAAAACCUGGAAGGAGAGGCUAGAGAAACUCGAGGACGCUAUGCAGUCUGCUGUGCAGUAUCAGGAUACGCUACAGGCAAUGUUUGAUUGGCUGGAUAACACCGUGAUUAAGCUGUGCAACAUGCCACCGGUCGGCACUGACCUCAACACUGUUAAGGAGCAGCUGAAUGAGAUGAAGGAGUUUAAAAUGGAGGUUUACCAGCAGCAGAUUGAAAUGGAGAAGCUUAAUCACCAAGGCGAACUGAUGCUAAAAAAAGCGACGGAUGAGACAGACAGAGACAUCAUCAGGGAACCGCUGACAGAGCUGAAACAUCUCUGGGAGAACUUGGGCGAGAAGAUUGCUCACAGACAGCACAAGUUAGAAACUGCUCUGCUGGCACUUGGUCAGUUCCAGCAUGCGUUAGCAGAACUGAUGGCCUGGCUGACCCAUACAGAAGAGUUGUUAGAUGCACAAAGACCAAUCAAUGGCGACCCAAGGGUCAUUGAAGUAGAACUUGCCAAACACCAUGUGCUGAAGAACGAUGUGUUGGCUCACCAAGCAACUGUGGAGACAGUAAAUAAAGCCGGCAAUGAGCUCCUGGAAUCCAGUGCGGGAGACGAUGCAAACAGCCUGCGGAACCGCCUGGAGAAAUUGAAUUCGUGCUGGGAGUCUGUCCUGCAGAAAACGGAGGAGAGGGAGCAGCAGCUGCAGUCAACGCUUCAGCAGGCCCAGGGUUUCCAUGGGGAGAUUGAAGACUUCCUCCUCUGGCUAGCAAGAAUGGAGAGCCAACUGUCUGCAUCAAAACCCACAGGAGGUUUGCCAGAAACUGCCCGUGAACAACUCAAUGCCCAUAUGGAGCUGUAUGCCCAAUUCAAAGCCAACGAAGAGGUCUACAGUCAGCUGCUGGCCAAGGGGCGAUUGAUCCUGCUAAGCCGCGAUGACUCUGGCUCUGGCUCAAAGACGGAGCAGAGUGUCACUCUGUUGGAACAGAAAUGGAACCUGGUCAGCAACAAAAUGGAGGAGAGGAAGUCGAAGCUGGAAGACGCUCUCAACCAGGCAACAGAGUUCCAGAAUUCCCUACAGGACUUCAUUAACUGGCUGACCCUCGCAGAGCAGAGUUUAAACAUUGCACCUCCACCCAGCCUUAUCCUAAAUACCGUGCUGUCUCAGAUAGAUGAACACAAGGUUUUUGCCAAUGAAGUCAAUGCUCACCGGGACCAGAUCAUUGAGCUGGAUCAAACAGGGAACAAGCUGAAGUUCCUCAGUCAAAAGCAAGAUGUAGUUUUGAUAAAGAACCUUCUGGUCAGUGUCCAGUCCCGCUGGGAGAAAGUAGUCCAGCGUUCUGUGGAUAGAGGCCGAGCUCUUGAUGAUGCAAGGAAACGGGCUAAACAGUUCCACGAAGCUUGGAAAAAGCUGGUUGAUUGGCUGGAAGAUGCAGAGAAUCACCUGGACUCUGAGCUGGAGAUUUCCAACGAUCCAGACAAAAUCAAAUUGCAGCUCUCCAAGCACAAGGAGUUCCAAAAGACCCUUGGUGGAAAACAGCCUGUUUACGACACCACGAUCCGGACUGGCAGAGCCCUCAAAGAAAAAGCCGUGUUGCCAGAUGACACUCAGAAACUGGACAACCUCCUUGGAGAAGUCCGGGACAAGUGGGACACAGUCUGCGGCAAAUCUGUGGAAAGGCAGCACAAGCUGGAAGAAGCCCUGCUGUUCUCUGGUCAAUUCAUGGAUGCGCUUCAGGCCUUGGUGGACUGGCUGUACAAGGUGGAGCCCCAGUUGGCUGAAGACCAACCAGUCCAUGGUGAUCUGGAUCUGGUCAUGAACUUGAUGGAUGCUCAUAAGGUUUUCCAGAAGGAACUGGGGAAGCGGACGGGCACCGUGCAGGUGCUCAAACGCUCAGGCCGAGAGCUCAUCGAGAGCAGCCGGGAUGACACUACCUGGGUUAAAGGGCAGCUUCAAGAGUUGAGCAAUCGUUGGGACACGGUGUGCAAGCUGUCGGUGUCCAAACAAACCCGGCUGGAGCAGGCCUUGAAGCAGGCAGAGGAAUUCCGGACUGCAGUCCACAUGCUGUUGGAGUGGCUUUCCGAGGCAGAACAGACCCUGCGCUUUAGGGGAGCUCUGCCUGAUGAUGCUGAAGCGCUGCACUCACUCAUUGACAUACACAAGGAGUUCAUGAAGAAAGUGGAGGAAAAGAGAGUGGAUGUGAACGCGGCGGUGGGGAUGGGAGAAGUUAUCCUAGCUGCAUGCCACCCAGACUGCAUUACCACAAUUAAACACUGGAUCACCAUCAUCCGAGCCAGGUUUGAGGAGGUUCUGACCUGGGCAAAGCAGCACCAGCAGAGGCUCGAGACUGCGCUUUCAGACUUGGUGGCUAACGCGGAGCUCUUGGAGGAACUCUUGGCGUGGAUUCAGUGGGCUGAGACCACGCUGAUCCAGCGGGAUCAAGAACCAAUGCCACAAAAUAUCGAUCAGGUCAAAGCCCUCAUCUUUGAACACCAGUCCUUUAUGGAGGAGAUGACACAAAAACAGCCGGACGUGGACCGGGUCACUAAGACGUACAAGAGGAAAGCCACAGAACCAGCUCACGGACCUUUCAUUGAGAAAUCCCGCAGCAACAGGAAAUCCUUGAGUCACCCUGCCCCUCCUCCCAUGCCAGUUCUCUCCCAGUCGGAAACGAAGAACCCCCGGAUUAACCAGCUCUCCGCACGCUGGCAGCAGGUGUGGCUGCUGGCACUGGAACGCCAGCGGAAGCUCAAUGACGCUCUCGAUAGGCUGGAGGAGCAGCUAUGCCCAGAAUUGAAGGAGUUUGCAAACUUUGAUUUUGACAUCUGGAGAAAGAAAUACAUGCGCUGGAUGAACCACAAGAAAUCACGGGUGAUGGACUUCUUCCGGCGUAUUGACAAAGAUCAGGAUGGAAAAAUCACCCGGCAGGAGUUUAUUGAUGGAAUCUUAGCAUCUAAAUUCCCCACCACUAAGUUAGAGAUGACUGCUGUGGCUGACAUCUUUGACCGGGAUGGGGAUGGCUAUAUUGAUUACUAUGAGUUUGUGGCUGCUCUCCAUCCUAACAAAGAUGCUUACCGGCCAACCACAGAUGCCGACAAAAUUGAGGAUGAGGUCACAAGGCAGGUGGCCCAGUGUAAGUGUGCAAAGAGGUUUCAAGUGGAGCAGAUUGGAGAGAAUAAGUAUCGGUUCUUCCUCGGCAAUCAGUUCGGUGAUUCCCAGCAGUUGCGACUGGUCCGUAUUUUGCGCAGCACUGUCAUGGUUCGAGUUGGAGGAGGAUGGAUGGCCCUGGAUGAAUUUUUAGUGAAAAAUGACCCUUGCAGAGUUCACCACCCUGGAAGUAAAAUAAAGCGCUCUGAUUCCAGCUCUUCGAUUGCCAGUCAGUCUCCGAUAGCACGAGGAAGGACCAACCUCGAACUUAGAGAGAAGUUUAUUUUACCAGAGGGAGCCUCGCAGGGAAUGACGCCUUUCAGGUCACGGGGUCGAAGGUCGAAACCCUCCUCCCGGGCUGCCUCCCCAACGCGCUCCAGCUCUAGUGCAAGCCAGAGUAAUCACAGCUGCGCGUCCGUGCCGUCCUCUCCAGCAACGCCUGCGAGUGGAGCCAAGACUCCACAUCACUUCUCUCGCUGUUAUGACAAACCCUGGUUGGUAAACAGUAAAGCUGGCACCCCUCACAGGGGCUUCGAUAAUUCCGACUCCCACCUGUCCAGCUCUGAGGUGACUCCGUCUGCAGGCAGCAAGCUGAAGCGACCAACUUUUCACUCUAGUCGAACUUCUCUUGCGGGUGAUACCAGUAAUAGUUCCUCUCCAGUCUCUACAGGUGCCAGAACCAAUCGGGCUGAUCCUAAAAAAACAGCCAGUCGUCCCACAAGUCGCGCUGGAAGUCGGGCAGGGAGUCGGGCCAGCAGCCGGCGGGGAAGUGAUGCCUCCGAUUUUGACCUUCUGGAAACUCAGUCAGCCUGUUCAGACACUUCAGAAAGCAGUGCGGCAGGGGGUCAAGGCAGUUCGCGACGGGGGUUGGCAAAACCUUCCAAAAUCCCAACCAUGUCCAAGAAACCUACUACUGCCACCCCCAAAACUCCAGGCCCCAAGAGAUAAUACUGUACCAAGACCCCCUAAAACAAAACAAAAACCUGUGUCCAAUUUUUAACCCUGCCACGUACAUUGGAUGUAUAUUUAUUCUAAACGGGAAAAAUUAUAUUGUUAAAAGUGUAAAAGAAUAAUUGUGUUAUGAAGCUGCCUUAUUUGGGUUUUGUUUUUGUUUUUUUUUCUUUUUUGUAAGUUACUAUUUUCAUGUGAAUAUUUAUGUAGAUAAAAUUUGCCUCCUGGUCACCCCUAUUCACAGUGGGGCCCAGAAAACUGAAAUGUGGGAGAGGGAAAGCAAGCAAAAAAAGUCAAGAUGUGAAAGUGUAAAAAAAAAAAAAAAAAAAAAGUUAAGAAAAAAAUUA